UCCAACAACGUGUCUCUUUUCUUUUUCUUCAUCUCGCUUCGUUUCUGGACCUUACACUCUUUUAACAACAAAAACAAGAACAUUACAACACACAUCAAAAUUUUCAACUACAUCAAUAUCCAAAUACCCUAAACCUAACUCUCUGUUUUUUGGGGGUUGGAAAUUUUGUAGCAGGUGAAAAUGGCGAGCUCAGUGGAGAAGGAGGGUGCAGGGGAAGAAGCUGUGUCCGUCGAACUUCCAGCUCCGCCUGGUUGGAAGAAGAAGUACUUACCAAAAAAGGCUGGAACACCAAAGAAAAAUGAGAUUGUGUUCACUGCUCCAACUGGAGAGGAGAUCAAUAACAGGAAGCAGCUGGAGCAAUAUUUGAAAUCUCACCCUGGUGGCCCUGCUGCAUCAGAAUUUGAUUGGGGUACUGGUGAGACCCCAAGAAGAUCGGCAAGAAUUAGUGAGAAGGCCAAGGCGGCUCCUCCACCAGAAAGUGAGCCCCCGAAGAAGCGUGGCAAGAAAUCAUCUGCUUCAAAAAAAGAGGAAGAAAAGGAGGAAGAAAAAGAGGAAGAAAAAGAGGAGACAAAAGAAGUGCAGAUGCAAGAAGCUGAUGAAACUAAGGAUGGUAAAGAUUUAGAGGUGGAAAAGAAUGUUGUGGAGGAAAAUAAGGAAGAUGAGAAGAAAGCAGAGGGUACAGAUGUUAAGGAAUCCACAGAUGCUAAAGAAUCCACAGAUGCUGGAGAAAAUGCUGACAUACCUAAUGAUGAGGAGAAAUCCAAGACUGCUGAUGUUGAGGGUUCUGAUGUUGCUCAGAACAAAGUUGAAGAAAAGAUUGAGGAGGAGACAAAGAAAGAUGGUGGCGCUGGGGAGUCAGAGAAACCAGAAACAGCACCUAUUGCUGAGAAAAAAGUUGAGGUGGAAGGAGAGAACAACAGAAGCGCUCAUGAGUUUGAAGGAGAAACCAAGGAAAAAGAAGGAACGAAAGUGAAUGAUGAAGAGCAUCACAAGAUUAAUGAUAUAAACGCGAAGACUGAGGCAGAGUUGACUGGGAAUGGAAGCUGAACUGGUUAGGUCAAAGCCCUGAGCAGGGAACUUAAUAAACUCUUGGCUUCUCUUCUCUCAUUCUGACCCCCUUUUAGAUCCUUCUGAGGAUGACUGUAGUUUUUGUUGUUAAUGUUAUUUUUAUAUGAUUGUUUAUUGAAAACUACCAUAGACAGUUGUAGAGUAGCCCUGUAAUGUACACCAUCCUUCCAUGUAUUGGAUUGAUGUGUAGCUUCUAGUUCCUCCGUUCGUGACAGUCUGUUUUAUGACACUUGUAAUGUGAUAUGAACCUGCUGUAACCAUAUACUAUGGUUAUUUUAAAUAUUCCUGUUACUCCUGCACUA
Molecule: messenger RNA, 1370 nt
Organism: Arachis duranensis
Lineage: Eukaryota; Viridiplantae; Streptophyta; Magnoliopsida; Fabales; Fabaceae
Product: methyl-CpG-binding domain-containing protein 11
Exons: 3
Coding region: 181-1047 (288 amino acids)
Molecular function (GO): DNA binding
Source: RefSeq, a predicted model, not a curated record